Messenger RNA from Myotis daubentonii (Daubenton's bat), 717 nucleotides. It is a transcript of the gene POM121L12, whose product is annotated as POM121 transmembrane nucleoporin like 12. The transcript has a single exon. The record is from RefSeq and is a predicted model, not a curated record. NCBI's taxonomy places the organism in Eukaryota, Metazoa, Chordata, Mammalia, Chiroptera, Vespertilionidae. Bases 1 to 717 code for a protein of 238 amino acids.
AUGGGCAGCUGCCUGAGCUCGCCCCGGCCCGCAUCGCCACCCCGGGCCCAGGUACGCCCUGCCCGGGGGCCUCCUGGUCUGACCCGGGCCCAGGACGGCGCGCACAGGGGGCGCAGGGUCAGCACUGGACCCUUCCCCCAAGUGCCGCGGGACUGGAUGUCCCCCAAGCCCGGGGAGAUCAUGGAGGCCCUGAGGUACCUUCGUGCCCAGUCACCCCCUGAGACCACCGUGGGGCCCGGGAGUUAUGAGGGGUGCGGGCUGUGGAGUGUCCAGCACCCGAGACGGCUCUCCAGCCUCGUGACCCUCAAGAUCGCGUCUCCUGAGCGCCAGGGGAGACCCUGUGCGCCCCCAGAGCAGGGAGCCCCCGCUGCAGGCAGUCCGCCCACCGAGGACCCCCCGGGCCCCGUUGCCAAGGAGACCGUGAUGCGGCCCCCGAGCGGGAACAGGAAGGGGAACAGGAAGUUCGAAGAGCCGCCUUGGUUUGAGAUCCAAGGGAGAAAGAUCCAGACCCGGGACCUGGAGCCCAGGCCGUCCGCCUUCAAACCCCUGGUGGGAACCGGCGCGGCGCCCUGCUUCUCACCCAGGCCAGGGCCUCUGAGCCGGAGCCGCUGCCCCUGGAGCUACAAUGUCCACCAGGAGGACCGGGCCCGCAGGCGCGCCGCCAGCCCUCUGGCCACAGCUCCAGGGCCAGGCGCCGAGCCCCAGCUGGACACCUGA